CUUGUCAUGUGUUGUUUUGCUCUUGAAAAUAAAACUUUGUAUUACACACUGCGUGUGGAUAAUAAUAAUACAAAAAUUGGUUCACUAGUCACCAAAUAUAAGAAAUAUAACUUUGAAUCAACGUGUUAUCAAAGAUGGCCAUGGGUGCUGCAAAAGACGCCGAAUUACGAAUUUCUGGUGGUGGUUUAUGUCGCAGUCAGAGAAUUGCAAUCUUACCGUAUAUUGAAGGGCAAAAGUAUACUUUUGGAGAUACGUUUACAAGUCGGGAAGAACAAGGAGAAUUCAUAUUCUGGUUUGGAGGAAAACAAGGUGGAAAUAAUCCUGGAUUGGAGGAAGGCGUCAAAUUCGACAAGAAGAGUACUAAGAAUGGCACCGUGUGUGAAAUCGUAUGCAAAGACAAGAAAUUCUGGCUGAUACCUUUGGGGGAUUGGAUGGAGGGCGAUGUUAGGAAUUAUGUUGAUGUACUUUUCCUUAACGACGUGGCAGUAAAUACGAAAGAAAAACAGAAACUUAAAUUUGGGGACGAAUUGUCAGUAAUAAGAACUAUCGAGGAAGUUGGCCCAUCGACCUUAGCAGCAAAUCAGACCAGAAUACACAACUCCAGGAUCGUUCUUGAAUUUAAAGAAAGAGAAUUGUUGUCCGAAUUAGAUGUUCUUAUAGAAAAGCAUUAUCGAAAACGGACAAAGCGUAAAACGGAUAAUAAAGUAGACUUGUUCUACCCAGGAAAAAAUUCAUUGAUUUUAUCAAAAAUUCUUUCCUUUUUGGACACGAACCAAUUGAAAAACGUUAGAUUCAUAUCCAACAUAUGGAAUCAAGAAGCUGUCAAGAUCCUUAGGAAGCGAACUAUUGCUAUGUUCCGCAUCUUUCCUCGCUUCCAGACAAAUUAUUCGGGUCAAACGCACGCAUGUAGUGGGUUUUAUUCGACGCCCUUUCUGCAAUACAAUCAUGAAAUGAAACACAAUCCGAUAAUGAACUGGGACAUAUUAUUGCCUCAUUUUGCAACCUCGGACACGGAUAAGUAUAAGGAACUCAACUGCACUGAAGGAAAACCUGGAGCGAAAUUGAUAGUCGACUUGAAUUGGUUUCUCACUUCAAGGCUUCACAGCGUCAAAAAUUUGACGUUGGGAGGGCCAAUUAAGAGCACAUUUGACAUGACGAUACGAUUUCAAAUUUUGGAUAAGCUGAAAGAAACUCUUCAAGAUUUGAAUUUUGCUGGCGAAUGGGAAGACCCGACGAUUCAAGAAGAUGAUGAUUUUACAACUCAAGCAAGUAUCUCACUUCCUCAUUUAAAAGUUCUUACCCUCUCAACUAAUUCAAGAAAAACUCUCACUGCCACAAGCUUUCACUUUUUUCGGUCUUUGAUUGCAUCACUUCCACGAGUUCAAUCUCUUCACCUUAUUUCCCAUCAUUUUCCCACAUUAUCCAUCUACUUUUUAGAAGAAUUAGAUAGCAAAUUCCGAAAUUUGGAUGAAGUUACGCUAAACCACGUCUCACGAACAGAACUUGAACUUCUCUGCAAAUUUGACAAACCUCUGAGAAAACUGGCACUGAAAAACCCCUACGAGCCUGAUUUUAAUUCCGAAACUAUUCAACUUUGGGAAAGGUUGAUUUGGAAACAUUCCAAUACUUUGGUAUCUCUGGAUUUUACUAUGCCAAUAUGUGCAGCCCCUCAUAACGGAAGAGUUCUUCAUCUCCCAACCUUUCCCCUUUUGAAAACUUUAGCUGUCGAUUAUAAUAUCGACUUUGACUAUCUAGCAGUUACGGAUGAUUCUAGGACCAAGCUUCCCGUCCAAUUCCAUUCUGAAAAUCCAGGCACCAGUUGGCUCAUUUAUGCUCGACAUUUUCCAUCCUUGCAGUCCCUCAAAUUAACGCCCUUGGAUAUUUUGGAACAGUAUGAAACCUGUAGCAAAACAUUCUUCCCACACGGUGCUACAAUUCCGGACCAGAUUUGUAAAACCUUGAUUAAUCUCGACAUUCCAAGAGAAAUGGCAAGUCGACGCCUUGCAGUUAUGUUUCCCAAUGUGUAUAAUGAUUGGAUUAAUAAAGCCAGACAACCUGCAGAGGUGACAAAUGUAGUGAACGACAAGGUUGACUUUUUGAAGUAUUUUCAUCCCCUCACCGAUGGACAACCCACAUGGGAACUCCUUCCUUCUCUACUUCCUACAAGAUACGAUUUAAAUGUGAUGUCUUUACUGCAGAUGUGUGAUAAUAACAGUAGCAUAGCAACAACGAGAGAAUCUAAUAGUGACAGUUAAGCACCUAAAUAUAUAUAAAUGAAUCUGAUGAUGACAGCGUUGAAGCUGACUAAAUAUGUUUUACAUACAUUAUUUGAUUAAUGUAACACACGCAUAAGUAUAAAGUUAAAUGAGUUAAUAAAUUUAAUUUUACGUCGUAACUUUAA
Folsomia candida is the source of this 2401-nucleotide messenger RNA. RefSeq lists its product as uncharacterized. NCBI's taxonomy places the organism in Eukaryota, Metazoa, Arthropoda, Collembola, Entomobryomorpha, Isotomidae. The transcript is spliced from 5 exons. The record is from RefSeq and is a predicted model, not a curated record. The coding region runs from base 135 to 2255 and encodes 706 amino acids.